CCACACUCCGUUCUGUCCACCUGAGAUCCGCUCUGUGAGAUCUUCACCGAGUGAAUCUGAUGAUGUUACCGUACAUCAAUGUCCCGUUUGUCUACGCAGCUGGCAAAUUGGGUGCAGCGCCCGACGAGUUGAAACUCAUAUGCUCCUUCCUGCUGUCGUAUCCUUUGGCCGGAGUACUCAAACGUAUACCCGACUCGAAGCCUGCACGGAAGAAUGCAUUCAUCAUUGCAGUGUCGAUGUUCUACUUGGUCGGCCUCUUUGACUUGUGGGCUGGUCUGCGUACCAUAUUGAUCAGCUCUGUGGGUGCAUACUUGAUUGCAGCAUAUAUCCAGGGUCCAUACAUGCCAUGGGUUGGUUUCGUGUUUCUCAUGGGUCACAUGUCUGUCAAUCACAUCUAUCGACAAAUGGCCGACGAUCCUAGCUCGGUCGAUAUCACGGGUGCCCAGAUGGUCUUGGUCAUGAAGUUGACGGCCUUUUGCUGGAAUGUCUACGACGGAUCUCUUCCUGAGGCGACCCUGACCGACCACCAGAAAGAUCGUGCUCUACGAAAAUUGCCUGGCCUGCUUGAUUAUGCUGGCUUUGUACUCUUCUUCCCCUCGCUUUUUGCCGGUCCUGCUUUUGAUUAUGUUGAUUACAGAAGAUGGAUCGAGACUACCAUGUUCGAGCUUCCUGCUGGCGUUGACCCAUCCAAGGCGCCUCCUACUCGCAAGCAACGCAAGAUCCCACGCAGUGGUACGCCAGCAGCAUGGAAAGCCGCCUAUGGACUUCUUUGGAUUCUUGCCUUCCUGCAGUUCUCGGGCUACUACUACCCAGACUUCUUGCUGUCUGACGGCUACAAGGAGUAUGGUAUUUUCCGCCGCGUCUGGGUUAUGCACAUGCUGGGUCUAACCACUCGCAUGAAGUACUACGGCGUUUGGUCGCUUACAGAGGGAGCUUGUAUCCUCUCCGGAAUUGGCUUCAAGGGUAUCGACCCAAAGACAGGAAAGGCCGAUUGGAACAGAUUGCAAAAUGUAAAGCCUCUUGCUAUUGAACUGGCCCAGAACAGCCACGCCUAUCUUGGAAACUGGAACAUCAACACCAACAUGUGGUUGAGGAACUACGUAUAUCUGCGUGUUACACCCAAGGGCAAGAAGCCUGGGUUCAGAGCGAGUAUGGCUACCUUUGUUACCAGUGCAUUCUGGCAUGGAUUCUAUCCUGGAUACUAUCUUGCCUUUGUGCUCGCCAGCUUCGUCCAGAAUUCCGCAAAGAAUUCACGACGUUUGAUCCGUCCCUUCUUCAUGAGCGCAGAUGGCACCAAAGAGCUUCCCUCUAAACGUUACUACGAUGUCUUUACCUGGCUUGUUACACAACUCGCCUUCUCAUUCACCGUCGCCCCCUUCAUUUUCCUCAGCUUCAGCUCCUCUCUUCUAGUCUGGCAGCGCGUCUACUUCUACACGAUCAUUGCCGUGAGCGCGUCAUCCCUCUUCCUGCUCACGCCCGGAAAGCAGUUCUUGCAGCAAAAGGUUAAGAAGCACUCCAAGCCUAGCGAAGAACAAGUGCGCAAGAGUCUAGAGAAGGAAGCCAGAAGUCCAACACUUGGCUUGCCUGAUGAUCCCGGUCGUGCUUGGGACGAGAUGGUCGAGGAGAUCAUGUCGGAGAUUCAGGAGAGAAAGAAGAAGGGUCUACCUAUUCCUGCCAAGUUGAGACAGGAGGCCGAGGCUAUUGGAAAGAAGAUCACUUGAGUGGUAUCGUAGGAUGCAGAGGUCGAGAUGUGGUGAGGAGAGCAUGAGUAGAGGAGGGUGGUUGCAUGAUUUCGAUCCGAUGUAACUUGACAUGAUCAUUAGCAGCACUUCAAGCACAGUAAACAGUAUAGAAACAAAUCAUUGUAUGGACGUACAAUGACUCACCAGCAUGAUCCAUCCAAUGCAGAAUUUUCUCUAGCUUUGUAAUACAAACUAGCAAAGCUGGUC
This is a messenger RNA of Aureobasidium subglaciale EXF-2481, 1949 nucleotides long. RefSeq lists its product as uncharacterized. Gene Ontology annotation, biological process: glycerophospholipid biosynthetic process; lipid modification. The transcript is spliced from 5 exons. Gene Ontology annotation, molecular function: 1-acylglycerophosphocholine O-acyltransferase activity; 1-acylglycerol-3-phosphate O-acyltransferase activity. Gene Ontology annotation, cellular component: endoplasmic reticulum; membrane. NCBI's taxonomy places the organism in Eukaryota, Fungi, Ascomycota, Dothideomycetes, Dothideales, Saccotheciaceae. The record is from RefSeq and is a predicted model, not a curated record. The coding region runs from base 60 to 1721 and encodes 553 amino acids.